Molecule: messenger RNA, 1472 nt
Organism: Cydia amplana
Lineage: Eukaryota; Metazoa; Arthropoda; Insecta; Lepidoptera; Tortricidae
Product: delta-sarcoglycan-like
Exons: 6
Coding region: 460-1389 (309 amino acids)
Biological process (GO): heart contraction
Cellular component (GO): membrane; sarcoglycan complex
Source: RefSeq, a predicted model, not a curated record
CAUAUAUCGGCAGAGCCAAACGACGUACAGCUGUGGGCAAUGUUGCCUACAGGCGCGAGUUGAUAGGGGUCCGCGUAAAUUAUUAACAAGUCUGCAUGAAGGUGACGGUUAAUGAUAACGUUAACUAGAUUUUGUAAUAGAGGCAGCUGUGAGCGACCCGGAGUUAUGUCCCGCGCGAGACGGGCAGCAGAUUAAAAAUUCAACACUUCAAAACGAGUUGAAUUCGGCAUGGGCUUGGGCGACGCUGGCGCAACCGGCGAGCCCGCCAGUGCUGUUAUGACGCCGGGACCGCGUGGUUGACUCCGUCACUCGGACUGCUCACACCACCUUUACUGUUACUAUAAAAUAGCCUACCUGUAAUCCACAACAUGUUUUGAUCUGAGUGCCCGUGAUCUGAGUGAUUGAAGGAUAUUGUCAAUUUUGAUGGAUAAUAGCAGAUUGUUAGCGAGGGUGUAAAGGAUGGCGGGGGAGGCCCCGGGCUCGCUGCACGGGUGGGGCUGCACGCCAACCGGGGACACGCCGCCAACCGUGGCGGGUCAGAACGCCAGCAAACCGGCGUGCCUGCCAGUACUACUCAGGGGCUGGCGAAAGACUGCCCUCUACUGCAUCCUAGUGUUCCUCAUGAUGCUAAUUUUCUUAAAUAUCGGACUGACCCUAUGGAUCAUUAGCAGUUUGAAAUUGAGAAUGGGUGGGUUUGGUCCAAUGAACAUCGUUAAAGGUGGCAUAGAGCUGCAAGGUCAGGCGUUUGUGAUGAACAACUUAAUCGCGUCGACAAUAAGCUCGCGCGCUGGGCAGCCCAUAACGUUUCACUCGCACCGGAACUUCAGCAUACUGGUCACAGAGUCCGAGCGGAAGGAAACCGCCAAAUUGGUGCUCAAAAGAGAUAGCUUUGAAUGCAGUGGACGCAUGUUCGAGGUGCGUGACGCGCACGGCGGCGAAGUGUUCCGCGCGUCCCGCGACGAGGUGCGCGUGUUCAGCGACGCCCUGGCAGUGGACGGGCCCGGCGGGCUGGCGGUCAGAACGGCCGUGCAGGCGCCCAGCGUCAGGGCGCCGCCUGGAUCUGACCUGCAGUUGGAAUCUCUAACGAGACACCUGGAACUGAUAGCCCCGCAAUCCAUACACCUGGAGAGUCGAGCGGGUGGCAUUGAUAUCACGGCUCACAGCAACAUCAAACUGGAUUCUGUUGUCGGCGCCCUAAAAAUCGAUACUCCGAGUAUUUUCAUUUCAAACCUUAAAGAGGCCAUGAAAGCAGAGUCCGCGCCCCCGACCAAACACUUGAGACCGCAGAAAGUGUACCAGCUGUGCGCCUGCGCGUCGGGCAAGCUAUUCCUCGCCGCCGCCGACGCCUCCUGCGCCGCCAACAAUGCCGACACGGACUUUUGUAGAUGAUAAAAAGAGUUAUUAAUUAAAAACCAAUAAAUAUUCAAUAAUAAUCCAGUCCAGGCACAAUCACUAUCCGAAAGAAAAUUCGU